Brassica napus (rape) is the source of this 1169-nucleotide messenger RNA. Its product is annotated as disease resistance protein RPS4B-like. The coding region runs from base 193 to 957 and encodes 254 amino acids. The transcript is spliced from 2 exons. NCBI's taxonomy places the organism in Eukaryota, Viridiplantae, Streptophyta, Magnoliopsida, Brassicales, Brassicaceae. The record is from RefSeq and is a predicted model, not a curated record. Gene Ontology annotation, biological process: signal transduction; defense response.
AUUAUAUUUUAGUCAUUUUAUUAACAAGUCCACCUGGAUGCAGAUGGAAGUUAAAAAAUGAAAAGCAAACGAACAUAGCUGCAUUCAGAUGAUUCAUCUGGGUAAGACAUCUAGAUGUUCCAUCUAGCUGCAUGGACGAAAUAAAGAAACAAACAACGCCCAGAUAUUCCAUCAUCUAGAUGGACCAUCUGGAUGCAUCUUCCAGAUGUACAAACUAACAGGGCAUAUCCUUUGGAUUCUUUGCCGCAAGAAUUUGACCCAUGCCACCUAGUUGAACUCAAUUUGUCUUACAGUCAUCUUCAGAAACUUUGGGGAGGAACCAAGAACCUCGACAUGUUGAAGACGUGUAAGCUUUGUCAUUCCCAGCAGCUGACUGAGGUUGACGAUCUUUGUAAAGCUCAAAAUAUCGAGCUAAUUGAUCUCCAAGGCUGUACAAAACUGCAGAGAUUUCCAGCCACCGGUCAACUACGUCAUCUCCGAGUUGUAAAUCUUUCAGGCUGCACAGAGAUCAGAAGUAUCCCAGAGGUUUCACCUAACAUUGUGGAGCUUCAUCUCCAGGGAACUGGCACAAGAGAAUUACCAAUAUCUCUUGCAAAGUUCAAAGGUAAACUAAUGAGUACACCCCAUAGAUGCAAGUCGGUCACACCAGAGCUUGUGCAAGCAAUAAGAGCAUCGAAAGGUUCGAUUGUCUUGCUCUCAAAGAGCUACGCCUCUUCGAGUAGGUGCUUGGAUGAGCUGGUAGAGAUUAUGAAUUGCAAUAAAGAGCUGGCUCAAAAAGUAGUGGCCAUAUUCUACAACGUGGCUCCUUCCGAUGUUAGGCUUCAGAGUGGAGACUUUGGGAGGGCCUUUCAAACUACGUGCAUAGGCAAAUCAGAGGAUGAGAAACAGAAGUGGGCGCAGGCUUUGGCCGAUGUUGCGUAUAUACAGAAAAGUAAAUCAACUGUAUCUAUCAGAUAAUCUUAAAACUUUUUGACGUUAAAACAUACUAAGAAUCAAAAUGGUAAGACUUAACUUUGAUUUCAAAUGCUUUUAUGUUUUCCAAAUCUUGCCAUACUAUGAGUAAUGAUGUACAUUACGCAACCAUGUGUUGACUAUCUUCGCUUUCCUCAUUGUAUACGCUUGCUGCUCUUGGACUUACUUGUUUUAGCAUUCCUCUUGAGCUACACAUU